AUGGAAGAUUAUGAUACUGCAGAUGAUCGGGACUUUGCUCAAGAUCCAGUGAGUACCCAGGGAUCAGAUGAUGACUACCACUCUGGGUCCAUCAGUUCUGGGAGGCAGAUAUCAGCAGCCACCUUGGACACUGUCAAGGAGGUGUUGUUGUGGUCCCUCAGCAGUCCACUGGUUUCAGUGGUUUUACUGGACCAGAGGAGACGGACACAACCAGAAGUCCAUUCAGACAACCUGCUAAAGAAGUGGUCAAUGACAGCCUGUCCUUGUGUGUCAAUGAGAGUCAGCAGAGUGCAGGAAGGAAUGCUGGUGGUUGGAGGUCCAUACACGAGACGUGACAUCUUCAAACCGGUGCCUCAUGAUGAGCCACCUCCAGAGCCACUGGAGAACCUGCCCCAACCAUCCCCAGAGGAGACCGACUCCUCCCAGCCACUCCCACCAGACCCCACUCCACCCCAGUCCCAGCAUCCAGAGGUCUCACCUCUUCAACUGCAGGAGAACUACCCACCCUCUCCUCCACCUCCUCCUCCUCCACUCCUGUCCAGCGAGAUUGAGGAGAAAGUGAGCACACCUCUCAAGAAACGCCAAUAUCUCGAUCCCCCAGGUCCACCACUGUCAGCAGUAGGUGAUUUGAAAGUUGAUGCUAAAAAAGCCAGCUCAGUGACCAUCUCGUGGAGUGCUCCAUUCUCUCUGGAUGUGACUGGUGUUGAUCCUGAUAUCUGGUACUCUGUCCUCAUCUACAAUGUGACAGAUGAGAACAACCCAACAGCCAUCCCCUCUGCCAAUGUUACUAACACAAGUUAUACCUUCACUCCUGGCUCUGCCACUCCCUCUACAUAUGAUGUCCAGAGUGCUGCCGCUAACACUACCAAGGGUACCAAUAAUAAGAUAAAUUUGACUGGAGAGUUCAUUAAAGACACAACGGCUCAGGGGUGUUUCGUAGUUUUACAAUGUGAAUAUGGAAAUCCUGAUGUGUUCAGAGUCGUACUACUGCCUGAUGACUCCAGCACUUCUGUGGAGAGUACUAUUCAUGACAUUUUAUCUUCAACGUACAAUAUGUUAGUGUAUGACCUUGAGGAAGAUGAACUGCGUAGCAGACAUCCUGCUGUUGAACAGAGCACUAAUGUCACUGUUAUGGGGAACGGUCCCAUUGCUGAUGCAGAAUCUCAAUUUCUAAACAAUGGCAGUUUGGACGUGAAUGGGGUGACAGUGAAUGUUAGGUGUGAGUUCAAAGAAGGUAUAGAGGGAGCCUCAUGUGUCCUGGUCUAUCGAGAGUAUGGUAACAAGACACUAGUGGUGGAGGAAUAUCCUCAGAACACUGUCUUCCCUUCGCACAAAGGUGGUUACAGCUCCUCUGAUAUAGUUCCCUUUUGUUCUCCUUCCCCGAGUGAAUGCAGUAAUGCUAGUGUAGCCAGCGGUGCUCAACUGAUAUCAGAUGAUGGUGGCACCAAACCUAAAAAGGAUGGACAUGCUGAAGGAGAAGCCAAACCUCCAUUAGUGGGAAGACCUCGCACCUAAGACAGGACAGUGGCGUAAGUGUGAGCACUCCUCCAGUGAUGUCCAAACAAAAGGGGAUGUACACCGAUGUGAAACCCUCAACAUCAGGGGUGCAACCCCCUAUUCCAGAGGACACCAGAGUCCAGUACACGGAGAUUGACACCAGAACUACUCAUAAAAUGGCCCGUUCUCCCUAUGCUGACCUGGGACCUCUUCCUACCAACAGGCCAAAACCCCCCAAGAUUGAGACCAAGACACAGGGCCCCUAUGUUGAGUUCUACCUAUUGCCGCUACUCCUGUGACUGGCAAUGGCAACAGAGACAAGAAGAAUGCAGACAAGGCAACACCCAAAAGGACCCCCCACAGUGGAGUCAGUGAUGUCACUGUUGUGGGGGUGUGGCAGGUCGUUGGAAGGAGAUAGCAGAGGGUCUGGAGUUUGAUGAGACGAUGGAUUGAUGGGAGAGAUAGACACCAACAACGACAUGGAUGAGGGUGCUGCUGCGAGGUGUGUGUGUGAGAUGUGGGUUUUUUCAAACUACAGCCAUCCUGGGAGAACUAUCUCGUGCACUGAGAGAUCUUGGGGACGAGGAACUGGCCGUCAGGCCGGGAAAUAGGGAAUA
Messenger RNA from Geodia barretti, 2114 nucleotides. The record is from the annotation of a GenBank genome assembly. Lineage: Eukaryota; Metazoa; Porifera; Demospongiae; Tetractinellida; Geodiidae.